Messenger RNA from Girardinichthys multiradiatus, 3779 nucleotides. RefSeq names its product JAZF zinc finger 1a (gene jazf1a). Bases 211 to 942 code for a protein of 243 amino acids. Gene Ontology annotation, cellular component: nucleus. NCBI's taxonomy places the organism in Eukaryota, Metazoa, Chordata, Actinopteri, Cyprinodontiformes, Goodeidae. The record is from RefSeq and is a predicted model, not a curated record. The transcript has 5 exons.
CCUUUCCUCCCUCCACCCCCACCGUCACCGCCAGCCUCCCAGCUGCGUCCGCCGCUGUCCUGUCUGACCGCCCCGGUGUCUGCUCCGCGCUCUGCCCCGCUCCGCUCCCAAUCCCCGGACCCCUGAAGCCUCUGCCUCCUCGUUCACCAUCCCGACUCCCGGACAUCCCUCCCUCUUUCCACCCGGUGAAUGCACCAGCAACCGUAAAACAUGACGGGCAUCGCCGCCGCUUCUUUCUUCUCUAAUUCCUGCAGGUUCGGGGGCUGCGGUCAGCAGUUCGAGUCACUCGCCGAGCUCAUCGUCCACAUCGAGGACAAUCACAUCGACACAGAUCCGCGCGUUCUGGAGAAGCAGGAGCAACAGCAGCCCACCUACCUGGCCCUAAGCUACAUCAACAGGUUCAUGACUGACGCAGCACGACGCGAGCAGGAGACAAUGAAGAAGAAGGCCACGCCCAAGCUGUCCCUGUCAAUCACAGGCGGCAUGUCCAGGAACAGCACGGCCACGCCGCCGCGCCACACCAGCGGCAACCUGACACCUCCCGUCACGCCCCCCAUCACCCCUUCGUCCUCAUUCCGCAGCAGCACGCCUACAGGCAGCGAGUAUGACGAGGAGGAGGUAGACUACGAGGAGUCGGACAGCGACGAGUCGUGGACCACAGAAAGCGCCAUCAGCUCCGAGUCCAUCCUGAGCUCCAUGUGCAUGAACGGGGGGGAGGAGAAGCCGUUCGCCUGCCCCGUCCCAGGGUGUAAGAAAAGAUACAAGAAUGUGAACGGCAUCAAAUACCACGCCAAGAAUGGCCACCGCACGCAGAUCCGCGUGAGGAAACCCUUCAAGUGUCGCUGUGGCAAGAGCUACAAGACCUCGCAGGGCCUGAGACACCACACCAUCAACUUCCACCCGCCCGUCUCCACUGAGAUCCUCCGCAAGAUUCAAGGCUAGAGCCAUGCGCUCCCACCAGUCAACUACCCCAAAACAUAUGCCCUGUCCUGAUUCUCCUACCCAUCCCAAACACUAAAGGAUUAAGUGCAUGCUUUAAGUUGGUUUUUUUUGGUCACUUUUUUUAUUUUCUAUCCGUCUUUGCAUUAUUCUUUUGUCCUAUCCACGUAUUAUCCCUUGUAUUCUUUGGAGGAAAAAAAAAACAAUGUAUCUUCGUAGUAUUUUUAUUGAUGUACAUUUGCACAUUCGUAUAUGCUAUCAUUUUUUAUUAUUUUUUUUCUAACUGUUUUACUUCCAUAAGGUGCUAACUGUAAAAAACAACAGAAAGAAAAGACAAAAAAACAAACGAUACGAAAGAAAAGUGGAGACCCUUAAAGAAAAAAAGGAGUGAAAAAGGAAGCAGGAGCGACUCUUGACUUCCCUCCAUCCACCCACCCAUCCACGCGCUCGUCUCAGAGCAGGAAGGAGUUGGGUUCUAGCGCCGAUGCGGGCCGGGUUGUUUUCGAGUUUAGGUCUGUGCCUUCACAGCUACUUCUGGGAGUUUAAGAGCAAGAGUUAAGUUAUACUCAAAACAGAUAUAUUGAUAUAUAAACAACAGACAAAUAUGUAUGUGUACAUAAAAAAAUAUCUAAAAGUAUUCAUGAGCAUAUUCAUAUUCAUAAAUAGUUACCUUAUUUUUAAGCUUUAUUUUAUAUAUAUAUUUUUUUGCCAGUGUUUUAGAUGUAGUGUUUUUCUGUGUAUCUGUAAGUGGCCGUACUUACAGCACCUUUACAUUCACCGACAGCCCUGGUAAGGAUGGGUAAAUAAGCCUUUUUUUGUUUUGUUUUUUUUGUGCAGCUGCAUAAUCUCUCAGAAAACUGUAGAAACCUUUAAUCCGUGUAGUUAUUUAGUGGGAAAAAAUCUCAUAUUGAGAUAUAUUACACGUAUAAUUUACAAAAUCACCCAUGCUGCACCCACUGGGACCCAUGCUGUUAUUACUUUGCAUACCCCGCUUCUUCUGUAACGUUUCACUUUUUCUUUUCCCCAUGUUUUGGGUCAUUCUCCUGUUGAAGGACCCAUUUGCAGUUUUUCUGGCAGUCAAGCAGGUAUUUAUGAUGCCAUGCACUACAGCAAGGUUCCCAUAAUCGUUUUAUUCGCACCAGGCCCGUCUAUAGAGUUUUUUUGGUGUUGAGGAGCUCAGUCUUACUCUCAUCUGACCAUCGUACACAGUUCCACACCCAGUGGCAAAUUAGCGGGCAUGAAGUCAGCUUCUAAUGGUUUUUAUGGAGACUUGAAGAGAUUUUCACAUACCCGCCUUAAAUGGCAUGUUCUCUCGUUUUUCCCAUUUUGAAGAGUAGCUAAGCGCGCCAUCACUUUUACACCCCAGGAAAUCAUGGAUAUUAUGGCAUCAGAGGUUUUCGUUAGAAGCAGUUAUUUUCUUUUUUUUUUUUUUGGAGGUUUUUUUUUUGCCGCCCCUCCGAAUAAAUUUACUCAAAGGGUGGAUUUUUCUCAAACUUUCAGUCGAGAUUGUGCUGCGGCAUUAAAAGCUGAAUUUAUUUGAAGGCUUUUGACAUUUCAUUAUCAGGGGCACCGAUCUACGUGUGCUGUAGUUGAUGACGUUUCGUUUUGUGGUUAAAAACGGCUGCAUGAUAUCAAGAUUUUGAGCCAACGCUUGUCUUCUUUUCUGUUUCACACAUUCUGAGACAUUAUUUUAGCGUCGGAUCAGGAAGAGACCACGGCCCAGGCCGAUGUUUUAGGAGUUUUGAUCGCCUCGUAGAGCCAUCUAGCAUUUCCUUCGUUCAUAGUGCCAGAGCUGUGCUCCACUCACUCAGCCUUGAAAGCAGGCCAAGCAUCAUAAUGUAUUCCAGUUGCCAAGAUCUUUGGUUUUUUUUUUUUGUGUUUUGUUGUUUCCAUGAUCGUUGCCAACAGCUCUCUACUGCCAAACAUUGACCAUACCAUGUGCCUGAAGGGGGGGAGGGGGGAGGGGUGUCAUAACGGUGUUACGGUGGAGGUCACCAAACGUGUGGCAACAAUUUUCUUUCUCAUCGCGCCUCCAAAGUGUGCAUGGAUGAAUGUCUUCAUGCAUGCUUUCAGAAGAGGAGGUUGCAUAUGUAUUUAAGAGAUUAUCAUCUGCAACUUGUUGUCUGUGUGUGUUGUAGAGAGCAGCAUUCCAGUGCAUCGUAUGUGUGUGUAUUUUUCAGCAGUAUCUUCAUCAGCAUAGAGUAUUACUGUACGUGUGUGUUUCACGGUUCUGUGCCAGGCUGCCGGAUCGACUCCUUGGGGACCGGAUUGUCACGUUCUCCCUUAUGACCGGGAUUUCAUGAUCAAUUACCAGAGUUGAGCAAUGCAGUCCCAACAUAAUUCCUCUCAUACAGACUUGAUAUUCCGCCAAAGGCUCAAGAGUUUGAGCCGUUUCUCUUCUGCUUGACGGAUCCCUCCGACAUCCACUCCUGUCUGCAGAUCCUGCAACAGGAUACACCACCCACCUAUACUAACUAACUGAACUGAAGUACUGUCACUUGGUGGGCUGCCUGGGCGACGAAGCACAAGUCUGCGACGACAAACAGGAGGAAGAGAAGCAGCGGCUGUGUGCAGAUUGGGAGGAGGAGGGAGGGUGCGUCGGUAUACCAUGUACAGUGAAUGUAAUGUAACAUGUCUCUGUUGUCAAGUGCUUUUAAAUUAUAUUUUCGUAUGUAACGUGGAGACCAAUGUUUCCCUUUUGUAUGGGAGGUUUCAACAUGUUCUGAGGAAGAGUGAGUCGAUGUCAAACUGUUUCAAUAUAAAAAAAAUAAAACAAACUGCUUCAAUGUAAAUGACUCAAAAAAAAAAAAAAACUGCAAAAUAAAGUGAAAACUCCCACA